Colletotrichum truncatum is the source of this 1119-nucleotide messenger RNA. RefSeq names its product C6 zinc finger domain protein. Gene Ontology annotation, molecular function: zinc ion binding; DNA-binding transcription factor activity, RNA polymerase II-specific. Lineage: Eukaryota; Fungi; Ascomycota; Sordariomycetes; Glomerellales; Glomerellaceae. Gene Ontology annotation, biological process: regulation of DNA-templated transcription. The record is from RefSeq and is a predicted model, not a curated record.
AUGGCCAAACCAGCAAAAACAUCAGUUAAGGGAACCCGUCAGGCCUGCGAUGCCUGCCAUUUUAAGAAGAUCCGCUGUCUACGAGCUUCAGCAGCAGGAGAGCGGCUUUGUCAGAGAUGUGAUCGUGAAGGAAUUCCAUGCGUCUUCAGUCCCGCGCUGAAGACCGGCAGGCCGAGAAAGGCGGCGGCGUCAGAGAAACGGUCAAGUUCAAAGUCGACAUCACAACCAUCAUCCGAUACAUCGGCAAGCAACAGCCCCUCAUUUUCCGGAAUGCCUGAUUCACAUCAACACGCAUCAAAUUUCGAGAACUCUGCAAUCCCCUGGGACGAAAUCGAUGCCGGCACGGUUUGCUUCCUGUCGAUGGACUGCCCAUUUCACCUCGACGAAGCAUUUACGGACCUGAAAACCGCCGAAAGCCCCCAGCUAAUGGUCUUGAUGAGGCUCGAGCAGCUAACUGCCUUCCAACAACAACUCGUGGCUAAGAGGAGAGAACAUGGCCCUGUCUUUUCAAAGCACCCACGCGUCGACGCCUCCCCCGCUGUCCAAGAACUGCUGCAAAUCACCCGGAAAGUGGGCAAGUUCAGUACAUGGCUGAUGAUGGGCGGCUCCAAGUUCGCCUCUCGAAGACCCAUGCUGAGCUCCAUGUCAGACGAGACGGCUUUGAUGAUGGUUGUGUCGCCUGCCACGCUCGUCCUGGAUGUCUUUGGAGAUAUUCUUGAGCUAGCAUUCCCAUCGCUUAAGGACGGGUACACGGAACCUGAGAUUGCCGCUUCUGAUGGCGAAGAAAGCCUCUGCACGAUCAAUCCGGCGCUUCUGUCUGUCUCGGAUAGAGUAGAGACUUGCCAGUCAAUGUCGAUGAUUCUCCCGAACGUGGGAGCUGUCCAUGACCUUGCGAACCCAGUUUGCAUCUACAUCCUCCUCACGGCGCUUCAAGAACAGCUGGAUGAUAUGCGGAGAGCAGCCGAUAUGACUUUGAACGCGUUCCCUCGUAUGAAUUCAGCUACGGGAGCCCAAGGUUUGCUGCCUGUUAUAAUGGACCAGUACCUGGAGAAGAUUCGUUUUGUUCAAGAAUACAUCAAUCGAGCAAACGGUGACAACCUGAUGACCGGAAUCAAUUGA